Maniola jurtina (meadow brown) is the source of this 1451-nucleotide messenger RNA. RefSeq lists its product as uncharacterized. Gene Ontology annotation, cellular component: nucleus. The record is from RefSeq and is a predicted model, not a curated record. Gene Ontology annotation, biological process: transcription by RNA polymerase II; transcription initiation at RNA polymerase III promoter. Lineage: Eukaryota; Metazoa; Arthropoda; Insecta; Lepidoptera; Nymphalidae. The transcript is spliced from 4 exons. The coding region runs from base 150 to 632 and encodes 160 amino acids.
GACAAAGACUAAAGCAAAACAAAAUUCACAAAUAUUGUUUUGUUUUGCAACAUCAAAAUUAACUGCAUUCAACAAAAUUAAACGCAAAAAAUCCGAUAAAUACAUUGAAAUACCUAGGCACUGAAUAACUGGUUCCAAGUUUUAUCAUCAUGUCUUAUGAGGGUGUAUACCAAAGGUUGGGGCUAAGAAUGUCAGAGGAGUUCCAGCUCUUGGCUGAACAGAAAUGGAUAUUAGGAGCACUCAAUAAAAUAAAGAACCAACGCAACUGUUUACAGAUAGAAAGACUUCAUCUGGAGAGUAUGAAAUCAAUGCUCAAAAAAAACUCUAAGUUGAGCAUGCCAGCAUCACCAGAAUCCCAAGUUCCAGAAGAAGAGAUCAAAGAGCCAACAGACGCGCUGAACUUGAUGCAGAACUCCACAGCAAAGGGCACAGAACAGAAUGAAGUUGAAGAGUUGAGGCUUGACGGAGCAACUGUCAAUGAUGAGGAGCUAGACUUACUUGUCAAUAAUGCUGUUUUUGAUAUGAAUCUCAAUCAAGAUAUAGAUAUGGAGGAGGACGAUGAAGAGGAGAACAAUGAUGAUAUGUUCAUUGAUAUGAACAUGUUCAUGAACGGAGUGCCCUCUCGGUUCUAAGGCCUCGAGUCAAAUAAAAAACACAAAAUGUAGUAACAAGGAAUUUAAUAAAGUUUGUCUUACAUUUACACAGUAAUUAGUAAUUACCUCAUCAAUUUUAAAGUAUACGUAAGUAAUAAUGCAUAAAUUUCGAGAACACACUCAUAAUAUUAUUAAUUGUCAUGUAUGGUUUAUCCUUAGAUUAAUUACUAAAAUCGUACUUUUGACAUGAUACAUAGGUUGUUGAAAUCUAUAGAGUGCACUUUGACUUUGCUUAGACUUAAGUUUUAGUUAAAACGAGACAGAUUUAUGCCAGCGGUAUAACACUGUCUCGUUUUAACUGUCUUAAGUCUGAGCAACGUCAAUGUGCGCUCUAUAUAUCUCAGCCAUAUAUAGCGAGUGCAUUCUCAAAAUGUAUGCACUAUAAUAUAGUAAUAUUAUGUACAGUUAAUAUGUAAAAUAGCACAAUUAUUUUAUCAACAAAAAUAGUUUCUUCUCAUUUAACUGAACAAAAAUAGUUUUUUAGUGUAAUAAAGAGUUUAUACAAUAAAAUUGAUAGCCUAUGUUGCUUAGAACUGUCUCUGAUUGGUUAACAGUUUAUUAUUAAACCCAUUUUGAUGCAACUUUUUGUCUAUAGAUUUCACCAUAGUGUAGUGUGAUGGCACUAAAAUGUUAAUACUUUGACUUAAUAAUAAUUGCCUAUUUCACGAUUUAGUUUAAGCACUAAAAUUCGUUACAAUAAGUUAUAAGAGUUGUUAAUUCAAUUAAAAUGUACACGAAGUGUACAAACUAAAUUAUUGACGGGCAAAAAGUAGUUACAUUUAUAACAAAAACAGUUUC